ACCUUUCCCGGCCAAUUUCCCGUCCACUCCACCCCACUGCUUCUGGGUUCCGGCUACAAUCCCGCCCUAACAGUGGCCCAAUCCACCCCCAAAGACCCUUUGCUCAUACACUUUCCCUGGUGAUUUUCAUCUCUCUCUCACUCUCUCUCUCUCUGACAUUUAAACCGUUUCUGUGCUCCAAUUAAUCAUCUUGUUCGUUUUAGCCGAAUUAGGUACAGCCUUUACUAGUUUAUUACAGUGGGUUGGUACUACAAUUUCAAAACAAAAGGAGCUUCUCGAAACCCAUUAAUGGUAGUCUACCAUGUUUCCAUGUCUCUCUCUCUCUCUCUCUCUCUCUCUGACAUUCCAACCGUUUCUGUGCUCCAAUUUAUGAUCCUUGUUCCUUUUACCUGAAAAAGGUUGAGCCUUUAUUAGUUAAUUAUAUUGGGUUGGUAUUACCAUUUAAGAAAAAAACGGAGCUUCUUGGAACCCAUUAAUGGUGGUCUACCAUUUAUUCUCCUGUGUUAGACAUUUCGUCCGUUUGAAUUGAGAUUGAGAGAAAAAUAUGGCAGUGGUUCUGUUUACUGUUCUCUUCUUCUUCUUAGUACCACUUCUGGUGAACUCCACAAGCCCAGCUUUGAACGACGACGUUUUGGGCCUGAUCGUCUUCAGAGCUGGCCUUACUGACCCACAGUCCAAACUCACCUCAUGGAACGAAGACGACAACACCCCCUGCAACUGGGUCGGUAUCAAAUGCGACCCGAAUACGAAUCGGGUCACGGAGCUUGUCCUAAACGGAUUCUCCCUUUCUGGCCAUAUUAGCAGAAGCCUCCUCCGUUUGCAGUUCUUGAAAAUCCUCUCCCUUUCGAGAAACAACUUCAACGGGACGAUCAAUCCCCUUUUGGCCCAGUUACGGAGCCUGCAUUUUAUUGACUUGAGCGACAACAGUCUAUCCGGGUCGAUCCCGGGUGAACUUUUUAGACAAUGUUGGUCGUUACGCGCAAUUUCACUUGCCCGUAACGACCUAUUUGGGAGUAUCCCUGAUUCUUUGAGUUCAUGCUCAACCCUUGAAGCAGUUGACUUUUCCUAUAAUCAGAUUUCUGGUUCAUUACCCUCUGAGGUUUGGUCUUUGACUAGACUAAGAUCACUUGAUUUGUCGUACAAUUUGUUAGAGGGUGAGAUUCCUAGUGGAAUUCACAAUUUGUUCCAUUUAAGAGAGGUUAAUCUAAGGAAUAACAUGAUCGUUGGGCGUAUUCCAGAGGAUAUUGGUGGUUGUUUGCUGUUAAAAUCACUUGAUUUAAGCCAGAAUUCUCUUUCUGGCGCCCUUCCGGAAUCCAUGAAAAAACUCAGUUUGUGCACUUCAUUGCGCCUAAGUGGGAAUCUGUUCACUGGUGAAGUUCAAAACUGGAUUGGAAACAUGAGAAGCCUUCAAAGUUUGGAUCUUGCUGCAAAUAACUUUUCAGGUCAAAUUCCAAACUCAAUAGGUGACUUGCAGUUUCUGAAAGAACUGAAUUUUUCUGUGAAUGGGUUCACUGGAAGCUUACCGGAGACGUUAACAAGUUGCGUUAACCUUUUGGUAUUGGAUGUUAGCAUGAAUUCGCUUACAGGAAGCCUUCCUCAAUGGAUUUUUAACAUGGGUUUACGGUCAGUUUCUCUCUCGGGGAACAAACUGACUGGAAGAAUGGAUUUUCCUACCCUGAUAUCAAAGCCAGCCGCCCAUCAAAGCCUUCGAAUAUUUGAUGUAUCAUCUAAUGCCUUAUCCGGUGAGAUUCCAUCAGUUAUAGGGAGCUUUAGGAACUUGCUGUUGUUGAAUAUGUCCUGGAACUAUUUAAAUGGUUCUAUUCCAGCAAGUAUAGGUGAAUUGAAAACCACAAAAGUUCUUGAUUUGAGUAGCAAUCGGAUACAUGGAAGCAUUCCUUCUGAAAUUGGUGGAGCAGUUUCACUCCAAGAACUAAGGAUGGAGACAAACUUCCUAACAGGGAGGAUUCCAAGUGAGAUCGAAAAUUGUUCAUCCCUGACCUCAUUGAUAUUGUCGAAGAACAAUCUUACCGGUCCAGUCCCUAUAGCCAUUGCAAAUCUUACGGAUCUCAUUACCAUUGAUUUGUCAUUCAACAACCUCUCGGGAACCCUACCCAAAGAGCUCACGAACCUCUCUCACCUUCUCAUCUUCAACAUAUCGCACAACCAUUUCCAAGGGGAGCUGCCGGUUGGUGGCUUCUUCAACACCAUCCCUCUCUCAUCCGUCUCCGGUAAUCCCUCCUUGUGUGGCUCCGCUGUGAAACAAUCCUGCCCAUCUGUCCAUCCCAAACCCAUUGUCCUCAACCCUAAUUCUUCAGCCAAUGGAAGUUCAUUUUCUUCGGAUCUUCAUCACAAACGAAUUGUACUCAGCAUCUCUGCCCUCAUUGCCAUCGGUGCAGCUGUUUUCAUUGGUCUUGGUGUGGUAGUUGUCACUGUCCUCAAUCUAUGUGUCCGGAAUACUAUGCCACCUUCUGCUGCUCCAUUCGCAUUGUCUCGUGACGGUGAUCUCAGUCAUUCCCCUACCACUGAUUCCAAUUCUGGAAAGCUUGUGAUGUUUUCUGGUGACUCUGGUGGCUUUGUUGCUGGUAAUAAUGCACUUCUCAACAAGGGAAAUGAGGUAGGGCGUGGUGGAUUUGGCACUGUUUACCAAACUGCCCUUCAAGAUGGACGCCCUGUGGCUGUCAAAAAGCUAAACAUUUCGAGCUUGAUAAAGUCCCAAGAAGUUUUCGAAAAGGAAGUCAAGAAACUCGGAGAGAUCAGACAUCGUAAUUUAAUAUCACUUGAAGGGUACUAUUGGACUCCAUCUUUGCAGCUUCUAAUCAACGAAUACGUCUGCAGCGGGAAUUUGUAUAAGCAUCUCCAUGAAGAGCAAUCCAUAAACUGCCUUACUUGGCAACAAAGGUUCAACAUUAUUCUUGGGACAGCAAAAGGCUUGGCACAUUUGCACCAAGCGAACACAAUUCACUACAAUAUGAAGUCGACCAAUGUUCUAAUAGAUGAGUCUGGUGAGCCCAAGGUAGGAGACUUUGGGUUGGCGAGGCUUCUGCCAACGCUAGAUCGUUACAUCUUAAGCAGCAAGAUUCAGAGUGCACUUGGAUACAUGGCUCCUGAAUUUGCGUGUCCAACAGUAAAGAUAACUGAGAAAUGCGAUGUCUAUGGGUUUGGGAUUUUGCUUCUAGAGGUGGUGACAGGGCAGAAACCAGUGGAAUAUAUGGAGGAUGAUGUUGUGGUGCUUUGUGAUACGGUGAGAGGAGCAUUGGAGGAAGGCAGGGUGGAGGAAUGUGUCGAUGGGAGACUUAAUGGUAAUUUUCCAGCAGAGGAAGCAAUGCCUGUUAUAAAACUCGGCUUAAUUUGUGCAUCUCAAGUGCCAUCGAAUCGUCCGGAUAUGGGAGAGGUGGUUAAAAUUUUGGAGUUGAUUCAGUGUCCUUCAGAAGGAGAAUGGGUUUAGAAUGAAUUUAGGCUGUAGAGAUAGAAAAAAAACGGAAAAUGUUUUUCCGGCGAAGAGGAAUCCAGUGUGCUUGUUUGAAUACAAGAAGAGAGAAUAUGUUGUUCAUGGUUCAUUCUAUUUUCAACUCUUGUUAUCCCAGAGUUCUGUUCUUGUAAUUUUUAUUUCUGUUACAGUUAUACUAUUAUUGGAUUCCUUUUCGUUUUA
Messenger RNA from Rhododendron vialii, 3649 nucleotides. RefSeq names its product probable LRR receptor-like serine/threonine-protein kinase IRK. The coding region runs from base 545 to 3445 and encodes 966 amino acids. The record is from RefSeq and is a predicted model, not a curated record. The transcript is spliced from 2 exons. Lineage: Eukaryota; Viridiplantae; Streptophyta; Magnoliopsida; Ericales; Ericaceae. Gene Ontology annotation, molecular function: protein kinase activity; ATP binding; protein binding. Gene Ontology annotation, biological process: protein phosphorylation.